CAAAGCAAUCAAUUCGGCAUUGUGUUCUACUGCUGGAAUUAUCAGUGUGUCUCUAGCUUUGGUAGCGUUCAGAACCCGGUCAAUGUGAAUUUUACACGCGAUGACCUUGACUUUGCGAAUGCCUUAGUUGAUUGUUGUGGGGCGAAAUAUGACGAUAGCUUAUCUUUUACUAGCUUUGGCGAUGACUUCGCGAUUUUGUCAAUCUUUACCGGUCCCAGAUGACGCUCCGAUGGUGACGCUGCCGAAUCUGGGAACACUACGAGGGUCGACUACGAGAAGUGCAUUCAGUGGGCGAAAGAUUUUACAAUUUCUCAGCAUCAAAUAUGGAGAAUCGACAGCAGGGGAAUUUCGUUUCAAGGCUCCUCGAAAAGUCACUGGUUGGACCGGUGUGCGUGAUGUGUCACAGUAUGGUUUACCUUGUCCACAGUUGAAGUUAGAGUCAAUGUUCACAAACCUGCCAGCCGGAUCGGAUAUCGAGGACUGCCUUUCGCUGUCUGUCUAUAGCACGGAGCUUUCAGGCAGUAAACCGGUGAUGUUCUUUAUUCACGGCGGAGGAUUCUACGAAGGAUCUGGCGCCAAUCAAACUCCUGAAUAUCUGUUAGAGAAAGACAUUGUUCUGGUGGUGGUGCAAUACCGACUCGGUCCACUGGGAUUUCUUUCGCUCAAAACGGAAGAAAUACCCGGAAAUGCAGGACUCCUGGAUAUCAAAUUAGCCCUCGAAUGGAUGCAGGAAAACAUCAUGUUUUUUGGUGGGGAUCCAGGAAACGUCACACUGUUCGGCCAAUCGGCAGGUGCUGCUGCGGUGUCAGCUUUGAUGUAUAGCCCUUUGGUUCCAGACAAUCUCUUCCACAAAGUGAUUCUGCAGUCAGGUGCUUCCAGUUUACCGUGGGUGUGGGACGAUUCCCCAUUGGAACAUACGAAAGAGCUUGCCGCCAUUGCUGGAUGUGAUCCGAAUGCUGAGACGCCCAACGAAAUUGAAAUGUCACUGCACCAUGCAGAAAGUUGUCUUCGAAAAAUGGAUAUUUGGCUUCUGCUAAGAAGCUUCAAUGAUCAAAAGAAUCGCACAUUCAGAACCCUUGGUAUAUCAAAAAUCGGUGGAAACCGACUGACGGUGGACGAUUUUCAUGGUCUGCUUCCGCAAAAACCUUUGACACAGAUAUUGCACUGGAAAGCUGGUCUCAGCCGUCCAAUGAUGGCUGGUGUCGUCAAACACGAAGGAACGUUCAUACUGACCGGAGUUUAUGACGCAUUGAAAAACGGAGGGCUCCUGGAUAAUUCUGUUUUUAUCAAGCAUGGUUUGCUGGAACGAAUUAAUCGCAUUCUCGGGUCGAAUGAUUCUACUGGUUCGCUUACUGCAUAUGAAAUUAGGUCGUUGUUCAGCUCACAACAGAUAUCUAGCGGGAGAUUCGAAGACAUGGUCGACGGUUUGAUAGACCUUUCCGGGACGAUGACUAUCAAAGCCGGUCUUUUGCGGGAAGUCCAAGCGAGCAGUCAAACGAAUCCGAACGGUACAUAUUUGUAUUCGUUCGAUUAUAAGGGUGAAAAGACACGAUUUGGGUACGGAGCUAACACAUCCCAUUACCCGUUCGACGGCGGAGUUCAUCAUUCCGAUGAUCUGAUGUACCUGUUUCCCUAUCCUCCCGGGCAACCGAAGCUAAACGAACAAGACUCCAAAAUGGCACAGAUGAUGAUUGACCUGUGGACAAGUUUCGCCAGUACUGGAACCCCGAAGAGUAGUUUGGCCGGAGCGGAUUGGAAACCGAUGACCGAGUUCACCGGACCGUAUCUUCAUAUUGACGAAAAACCAACGAUUGGUUACAAUUUUUACGAUGAAUUCUCAGUGGUCAGUGAUGAAAAACGGAAAACGAGAAAAUCGAGCUGAACUACUCCAAUGAUUGAAAAUGCGGAGGGAAUUCCGAAUAUGAAAUAAGAUAGUAGAAAAAAGUUUUUGAUGUUAUCAUUUGUCUGUCGGAAGGUUUUUAUUUAUUGUACUGUAGUUUGGAACAGGUUUCUAAUGAUAAAUAAGUAGGCAAACAAGUUUUAAUUGAAAUAGGAAAAGUAAUAAAAAUUCACAGCAACAUCGA
Molecule: messenger RNA, 2084 nt
Organism: Malaya genurostris
Lineage: Eukaryota; Metazoa; Arthropoda; Insecta; Diptera; Culicidae
Product: glutactin-like
Exons: 6
Coding region: 149-1882 (577 amino acids)
Source: RefSeq, a predicted model, not a curated record